AUGUCGACGCCCAAGAAUUCUCAGCAACUCUUGAUAAACCAGCUAUAUCUCUAUUUGAAGAGCAACGGGCACGACGAAUCGGCUGCUAUAUUGAUGAAAGAAACGGAAAACAUUUCAUCGCCUCAUAUAGCGAAACACAACGGCAAACUCAACGGCAACGACAUUAGUGAUAAUGGUAUCGGUAGUGGCAAUGAUGGAGACAAUCAAGAUGGAGAUGAUGAGUGUAUACUAUUGGAUUGGUGGAGUCUUUUGUGGACCAUGCAUAGUGCUUCGAAUCCGGAAUUGAAUCAGGUUUUACUUAAUCCAAACGUCAAUAAUGCUAUGAACGGGUUGGCUCCACUCCCGUAUCCAGGACUUCAACAGCAGCAGCAGCAGCAGCAACAACAGCAGCUCCAACAACAAGUACUCAUGAUGCAACACCAGCAGGCUCAAAAGGGCCCCCAGUCUCUGCAAUUCCAACAGCUGCAGCCAAUGCAACCAAUGAUUAGGAACCAACCACCACAGCAACCACCACAGCAACCACCACCACCACAACAACAACAGCAACAGCAACAGCAACAGCCUCCACCGGCUAUUCCAAAAGUCCCAUCUCAGCUAAGCCGCCAACCAUCUAUGAUGCAGCAACGACAAAAACCCCUGGCCAACGUGCAACAAGCACGUAAAGGAGCUGCUCAAAGUUCGAAAUCCAACGACAAUUCACCUGCUAUGCCAAAGCCACAACCACAACCGCAACUUAAUGCAUCAUCUUCGCAGUCGUCAAUAAAUAAAAACUUGUCUUCUGGAGUUCAAAUGCCCAUUGGAACCAACAUGUCGCCUGCAAAUGUUAACCAGGUACAACAACAGGCCCGGCUACAACAGCUCAAAAUGCAAUACCAGCAAAACAAUUUGACACAAGCUCAUCAGCAACAGCAGCAGAGAAUUCUGCUGCUGCCGUCGGGUCAAGGCUUUGUUGCUGGAAAUCCUGGUGCUGGUCCCAUGCCACAUACUUUUGUCAGUCCGCAGCAACAACAACAACAACCUCAACAGCAGCCGAAUUUCAGCCACGGCCAACCUUUUGCCCAGCCUCAAGUUGCCCCAAAUCCAAUGCAAAGGUCACCUGCAAUGGGUCAGGGUCAACAGGGAGCUCCAACUAAUGCAUCUCAAACGCCAAUGCAAAAACCCAGCCAAGCGCAAGCCCAAGGCCCGCCUAGAGAAGCCAAUAUUCAAUCAUUGGAUGCUUAUCAAAUGACCUUGUGGCAGAUGGAAAAUCAAAACAACAUGCAAAGACAGAGGUUCUUGCAGCAGCAACAACAAGAACAACAGCAACAGCAGCAGCAACAGUUACAACAAGCUCAGCUAGCUCAGCUAGCUCAAAAAAACCAACAAGGGCAACAAUCACAAGCUCAGCAAGUUUCAAGAGUUGGAGAUGAGUCUAAUCCUCAACGAGAUGCUAUAUUUGCAAAUAUACUGCCCAACCAAAGACAACAACAACAACUACAACAACCCACGCCAGCUCAAAGUCAACAAGGCAAUAGACCAGGGCAAAGAGCACAAGCCCCUCAACAGCAGCAGCAGCAAGGGCCUCCACCACCACCGCAGCAACAACUGCAACAACCACCGCAGCAGAAUCAACAGAAUCAACAGCAGCAACGGCUAUCGCAACAACAACAACAACAAAAACAACAACAGCAGCAGCCACCACAACGACAAGAACAACCUCAGCCACAACAACUCCAGAAACAGAACCAACAACCUCAGCAACAACAGCCGCUUAAUAUACAGAUGCCACUUUCAGCCACGGUUAAUACCGGUGUUGACCCUCUGAUGGACGAUUCCUUCUUCUCCGCCAAUCUCAUCUUGGACGAUUUCUCAGCCAUAGCAGGCCAACCGCUGCAACAACAACUGCAACAGCAACAGCCAUCGCAACCGUUGCAACCGGGGAAUUCAGACGCAUUGAAUGGUAUUGCCAUGCAAGGCAUAGUUAAUGGUUCCAGCAAUAACGGCAAUGCAUCAGCAGCUGCUGCUGCUGGAUCUUUGAUGGGAUUUGAGGAAUUGGGAGACUCAUUUGGCACUGAUUGGUUCAGCUCGAUGGGGUCAGGUCCCGGGUUUGAAUAA
Molecule: messenger RNA, 2094 nt
Organism: Lodderomyces beijingensis
Lineage: Eukaryota; Fungi; Ascomycota; Pichiomycetes; Serinales; Debaryomycetaceae
Source: the annotation of a GenBank genome assembly